This is a messenger RNA of Seminavis robusta, 1268 nucleotides long. NCBI's taxonomy places the organism in Eukaryota, Bacillariophyta, Bacillariophyceae, Naviculales, Naviculaceae. The record is from the annotation of a GenBank genome assembly.
AAUUUGCGUGAACAAAAAUCGGAAUCUUCAAUCUUUCGAAGGCAACUGGCCAACCUGUACAGUGUACCGGUAUCGAAGUUGUUGUUCCUUUUUGGGCUCUGAUCAAGGAGGUCUUCCGUGAGGGUGUUGCUUGGUUGUUCAUCCCAUUGUAUUCAGAAGUUGGCUACGUUUUUGCGCUUGCGUUGGCUGGUUCUGCUGUACAGGUCCACAAGAUUCUUUCCCUUUCAAUUUUGUCCAAUUGACUCUACACAACUGAUUGCCAGCAUGUCAGAUUAUACCAGCAUCGAGAGCUUGUCCAAAGUAUUCGAACGGGGAUCUGCCAAUAUCAUCUGGUGUGAACAUGUCUUGGCCAUGAAGAAUGCCUCUGGGAUGAAAGAGGAUGCAUGGAUUGCAGAGUAUUGGAAUUCCUGGACGAACCUGGCCUUUGUGGUAGCGGGCAUUCUGGGCUUGCUUCGGGUGGCCAGCGACAUGACAAAAACAGCCAAACUACACUUGUGGGGUGUCCUGUCGGCAGAAUUGACCUUGAUGAUUGGUGUUGGAUUUGGGUCCUUUAUGUUUCACGCCCAUCAAUCCCGUGUGGCUCAAAUUGCCGAUGAGCUGCCCAUGUGUCUGCUCACGUUAUUCUACAAUUAUGCUUUGCGGGGACUGCAUCCAUUGACCACAGAUCCAAAGUACAGUGGCAAGUUCUAUGGAAUAAGUCUGAUCUUUGUGGUGGGACUGUGGGCAAUCUACAUCUACACCGGGAUUUAUGAUGUCUUCGUUCUAUGCUUUAGCACCCAAGUAGUGUCCACAAUUGCUCUGUCCUGGGAUGCUGGUCGAAGAGUCAACCAUCCUACCACGGUAUUUUACACAGGCGUGUCUUGCCUAGCGUUUGGCAAGGUACUGUGGGAAUAUGAAAGAUACUUGUUCCGAAAUGAGGCUUGUGACGCACCCGGGACAAUCUGGUUGCAUCCACUGUGGCACAUUGGAGCCGCACUUUCACACUACUGCACAAUGCUGAAUAUCACCAACUUGAAUAAGAGAAUCCAUGGGAAUGGAACUGUCGCGAGCAAUGGUAUCUCAAACGGCCACGUCAAGAAGGACUAGUCGGAGAUAGAUGUAUCUUUGUUCUAGCCAGCUAGCGAGAUCUGUUUUGGAUUUACGCCCUCUGAAAAGAUUCAUAUCUUCCCACCCGGUGCGAUAGAUCCCAUUGGCAGAUGGUACCUCUGGCUGAACGUACGUACAGACUACACAUUCCUUUCGUAAUAAUCAAAACACUCACUUCAUGU